Messenger RNA from Coregonus sp. 'balchen', 42294 nucleotides. Lineage: Eukaryota; Metazoa; Chordata; Actinopteri; Salmoniformes; Salmonidae. The record is from the annotation of a GenBank genome assembly.
AUGCCCCCGCAGGUGAGGAAUGAUUAUGCAUCGAGAGAAGGCAUCGUGACACUGGUCCCAAUUUCGAUGUCUACGCGAUCUAUGGCCGACUCUGUGAUGCUGAGUGGCCAUGUGACAGUUCAGUGCGCGUGCAUUUCGACCUCCCAUGCUCACAGCCGCCCUCCUGCCGACAUUCUAAAUGGAACGCGGUCUACUAAUGUUAUACCUCUGUCAGGCCGACGUUGGCGAGAUGUACAGUAUGUGCGCUGUCUGGGUAUACAUGUAGACCCAUCUUUGUUUCAUUUGAAAUCUUUUCAUUGGGAAUCAAUGGAUCUUUUUCUGGCGCUAACAUUAGUUUUCCCCAAAGAGGAAUGAAGUCAUAUACAAUUAGUCUGCAGAUUUUUAUACUCACAGUGGUGUUCAGCAGCAGUAGACCUUGAGCUCUGUGAAAGUGACCUCCCUAAGGUGACACUCAUUACCCAUUCCUCUCCGCACCUCCCUCCCUCCGGCCCUCUCUUCUCUUCUCUUCCUCCCUCUCUCUCUAUAUCGGUGUGUGAAAUGCCACAGACUCCCUCAGGGGAGCUUUACACACACAGCCACACCCAUGUACGCACACACACACACACACACACACAUACACUCCCACCCCCCCAACACACACACACUCUAACACCAACUACACAGAUUAACACACAGAACAGAGGUCAUCUGCCACCAAAUUCAAGCGAGAUCCCCAACCCCCCAUUGACUCUUCCUCCCCAACCCCCCUAUACCCCGGGUGGAUGUAAGUCUGGGCUGAGACGUGCUCCAGGCUCCAGGGAGCAGAGCAGCUCUGACCCGACCCUCGCUGCUGACCUCGCCUUCUGCAUUAUUCACCAGCUCCCAGAGAGAACCGGAGAGGAGAGCAACCAUAAUUAAUGCUGAGACACCACCAUGCCUGGGCAGGAUCUUCAGAAGAUCUCUCUCCUCUCGCUGUCCAAGAGAGAAUCAGUUGGAGGGCCGAGAGGGGGGCAAACUUGUUUGCAUUUAAUGGCUGCGGAGAAGGACUGCUUUGAAUACUAGUGGCUCAUUCUAUAGAUUGUGUUAGCAGGGCAGUACCGUGAGUCAAACUUUCUAUACUGUACUUUCUGUAACUCCAUCCAUUGUUGUUGUUUUGUUAUUUGCUGCCUCAAAAACAUAUUGCUGACAUUGUUUCCGACAAGGGGUGAAUUAGCAUGUUACAAAACAGGAACAAGGAAUUGGAUCUGUUACUAACAAAGGAAUGUCCUUGACUAUAUUGUCAACAUGUCAUCAUCAGUUCCAGCAGAUAAAAAGACAGUUUACUUUGUUAUGAUCAUGCCAACGUGGGGUAGCUGAGUUCAGUAGUACUUUCAUGAUAACAGAAACUGCCUUUAUAAUAAUAAUAAAAUAUAAAUAUAAUAUGCCAUUUAGCAGACGCUUUUAUCCAAAGCGACUUACAGUCAUGCGUGCAAAUCUUUUUAUUUUGUGUAUGGGUGGUCCCGGGGAUCGAACAUUUACAUUUACAUUUUUAUCAUUUAGCAGACGCUCUUAUCCAGAGCGACUUACAGUUAGUGAAUACAUGUUUAUUUAUUUUUAUUUUUAUUUUUUAUUUUUUUAUACUGCCCCCCCAUGGGAAUCGAACCCACAACCCUGGCGUUGCAAACGCCAUGCUCUAUGAACUGAGCUACAUCCCUGCCGGCAAUUCCCUCCCCUACCCAGGACGACGCUGGGCCAAUUGUGCGCCGCCCAUGAGUCUCCCGGUCGCGGCCGGCUACGACAGAGCCUGGAUUCGAACCAGGAUCUCUAGUGUCACAGUUAGCACUACCAGCACCGUGCUCUACCAGCUGAGCUACAGAGGACCACCCAUAUACUUCUUCACCAGGAUAUAUGGUCACCCAAUGAAUAAAUUAACAUUUAUAAAUGCUGCCAUACCUCUAUAAAGAUGAAAAAUAUAGGGCACCUUUCUGGAAUGCCAACUGCUCUCAUAUUAAAUGUCAUCCAAUUGUUGUGGAGUCAUUUUCCAGUGAUAAUAUUUGUCUAGAGAGUCACGGUGAGCAGCUAUGACUGGUGCAUAUUUGCAUUUAUAUUACAUACAGGUUGGCUUGGCAGGCUAAAUCAGGCCUUCUGUUUUUUUCAUAGCUCUGUGUUGUAAGCUGGUUUGUCAACUUAUUUACCUGACUCAACCCUGCCGUAUUUGACAGCGUCAGCAGUUGGGUGGCGAUAAAGUUAUUUGGAUUAGAUUUAAACGCCUCUAAAUGAGACACAGGACAUAGAAGAGACUGAAGAGAAUGCCAACAUUAAGUACAUUUUGUGCAAAACAUGCAAAUGUGCUUGUUAUACACAUGUAUGGUCAUACAGUGCCACUUGUGGUCAAAGUGCAGACAGACAAUCAAGGCAAUUAGGUUAUUAUGAAAACUCCCCCAUGUUGGCAUCAUGCCUACUGCCUACACAGUUGUUUGUGUUGUCUCCUCCUUAUUUCAAGGCCAAACAUGCUUGUUCAACACACACCAUACCAGGGACUAUCAUACUUUUGAAUGUGACUCAUUCUCCAUUCUAUUGGAGUUUAUACUACACUAAGGAAAGUUUAAGCUUUUGUUUUGGGGUUUUUAUGACACUAAGUCAACUCUUGCUCACACAGGAAUGAUGAAGGUGGGUGGUUAAAUUACAGUUUGACAGAAAUUUAAAAUUAUGUAUGGUUAUUUUAUAAUAGUGUUUGUUUUAACAGGGUCCCUGUUCCCAAGCUUAUGUGAAUAAUGACUAAUAGUAUUUCUCCACAGCAGAGACCCAGAUAUGUCAAGUACUGUCAAUGUGAGCCACUGACCAAAAGUUCAUUUUCUCGUAGCAGAAUUCUCUCUCAUUUCUCCCUUGGUGAUUCUCUGUAGAGGGGCUUGUCACAUUGUGUAUGCAUGAAGGAUGUUUUCCCCUGGAGUCUGGUGCCUCUGUGGUGCCAGGACAGGGAGGUUUCCUAGGAGGGGCUGAAUGCUGGUAAUGUCACAGCGACCCGGGAGUGUAUCAAGGGUGUCGAGGGACACGAGGUGAAGUCAUCUAAAAGUGUCUGACACACUGGGAUGCCUGACACCUCCCAGUUCUAUGUUGGUGAAAAAUACGAACGAAUAAACGUGUGUGUGUUUGUGUGUGUGUGUGUGUGUGUGUGUGUGUGUGUGUGUGUGUGUGUGUGUGUGAGUGUGUACAUGAGUGUGCCUGUAUGUGUGUGUGUUUUUCCUCUCCGACAGUUUGCAGGUCAUAUAAUUGAGCAAACAAGGUUUUUGAUGUAAAAUAAAUGUUCACAAAAAUCCAGAAAAUCACAUUGUAGGAUUUUUUAUGAAUUUAUUUGCAAAUUAUGGUGGAAAAUAAGUAUUUGGUCAAUAACAAACGUUUCUCAAUAGUUUGUUAUAUACCCUUUGUUGGCAAUGACACAGGUCAAACGUUUUCUGUAAGUCUUCACAAGGUUUUCACACACUGUUGCUGGUAUUUUGGCCCAUUCCUCCAUGCAGAUCUCCUCUAGAGCAGUGAUGUUUUGGGGCUGUCGCUGGGCAACACGGACUUUCAACUCCCUCCAAAGAUUUUCUAUGGGGUUGAGAUCUGGAGACUGGCUAGGCCACUCCAGGACCUUGAAAUGCUUCUUUCGAAGCCACUCCUUCGUUGCCCGGGCGGUGUGUUUGGGAUCAUUGUCAUGCUGAAAGACCCAGCCACGUUUCAUCUUCAAUGCCCUUGCUGAUGGAAGGAGGUUUUCACUCAAAAUCUCACGAUACAUGGCCCCAUUCAUUCUUUCCUUUACACGGAUCAGUCGUCCUGGUCCCUUUGCAGAAAAACAGCCCCAAAGCAUGAUGUUUCCACCCCCAUGCUUCACAGUAGGUAUGGUGUUCUUUGGAUGCAACUCAGCAUUCUUUGUCCUCCAAACACGACGAGUUGAGUUUUUACCAAAAAGUUAUAUUUUGGUUUCAUCUGACCAUAUGACAUUCUCCCAAUCCUCUUCUGGAUCAUCCAAAUGCACUCUAGCAAACUUCAGACGGGCCUGGACAUGUACUGGCUUAAGCAGGGGGACACGUCUGGCACUGCAGGAUUUGAGUGCCUGGCGGCGUAGUGUGUUACUGAUGGUAGGCUUUGUUACUUUGGUCCCAGCUCUCUGCAGGUCAUUCACUAGGUCCCCCCGUGUGGUUCUGGGAUUUUUGCUCACCGUUCUUGUGAUCAUUUUGACCCCACGGGAUGAGAUCUUGCGUGGAGCUCCAGAUCUAGGGAGAUUAUCAAUGUCUUCCAUUUCCUAAUAAUUGCUCCCACAGUUGAUUUCUUCAAACCAAGCUGCUUACCUAUUGCAGAUUCAGUCUUCCCAGCCUGGUGCAGGUCUACAAUUUUGUUUCUGGUGUCCUUUGACAGCUCUUUGGUCUUGGCCAUGGUGGAGUUUGGAGUGUGACUGUUUGAGGUUGUGGACAGGUGUCUUUUAUACUGAUAACAAGUUCAAACAGGUGCCAUUAAUACAGGUAACGAGUGGAGGACAGAGGAGCCUCUUAAAGAAGAAGUUACAGGUCUAUGAGAGCCAGAAAUCUUGCUUGUUUGUAGGUGACCAAAUACUUAUUUUCCACCAUAAUUUGCAAAUAAAUUCAUUAAAAAUCCUACAAUGUGAUUUUCUGGAUUUUUUUCUCUCUCAAUUUGUCUGUCAUAGUUGACGUGUACCUAUGAUGAAAAUUACAGGCCUCUCUCAUCUUUUUAAGUGGGAGAACUUGCACAAUUGGUGGCUGACUAAAUACUUUUUUCCCCCACUGUAUGGUAUGGAUAUGGUAUGGAUAUAUGUGUGGUAUGACAUGGAAAACGAAUCGAUGCAAUCUUAGGUCAAUCUUUUAAUGCUCAAUUCAGAAUUCCCCAGAAUGUAUUCAAAAUGUUAAUCUAAAACACCUGACUGAGUAGCAAAUAACACAAUACCUAUGAGAAGGCAAAAUAUCUGAGCCAAAAAUACAAAAAUAAAAUAUUUAUCCAUGAUUUUGCUACUGAAAUCUGUGAGCCAUAGACCUACUUUAGCAGCUUGGAAAAUAAGAAAACAUUUCCUGUCUGUGUGUUGUGGUUUUCCUUCAUACACAUUUUGGGAUUAACAUAGAUGAAUAGGUGUAUAUUUUUCUUGGAACGUUUCAAGGACCAGGUUUUUGAGCUCUGUUCAAGUGCUUUGAGGCAGCAGGGAUUUAGGAAACGUUUCUCAGCAUCACCUAUUUGAAAUAUAAACAAUGCCUCAGGGCAAGAAACACAGCAGGUGGAUUUUUACUGAGGUGCAGAAGAGGUGCAGAACAGCUCAACACUGACUCACCACCCCAGGUCUUAUUGUGAGCUGGCUAAUUGACAGUUGCAAACAGUUCUCUUCUCCUUUACUCACACACUAUCCAGUGUGAACUAACCUAGGCCUUUGUAGUCUUUUCAAGUAAGACUUUCAUUUUGCUCAACACAUGAUUGACAAGAUCUCCAGAGAAAAUGGUUAAUUGCCUACUGAUAUGAAAGCAAAACAAAUCUUAUUUAUGUUAUCACAGCCCAACACCAAUGUCACACAUUUAUCAGCUUUUUUAUAGAGCACACCACACGUGCUGAACCCUUUGCCAAUGUGUGCCACGGGGGUCCAGUGAUGCUCUAGAAAUAACUUUUUUUUUUACAGGAGCAACAUAAUUUUAUCCAUGUAGGUCCUUUCCCCCUGCAGCAGCUGUCUUAUCUGGAGAUGAAAGAACAGUAUCAGUGUAAACACUGCAGCGCUAUCAAACCCAUCAAACAGACACCUCAAACAAUAAUUAUACGCUUUGCUGAAGUCAACUUUCCACUCCUUGUUUAUGUGGAGGCAGGAACUCACGAAACACUUGUUUUGGAGGCUCAGAAAGCAGGUAAUGCCCACCAAGCGUGUCAUCAGGCUAACCGGUUCAGUGAGUGAAACAAACCCUUGGGUGUUGACGCACCUGUGGUCAACACUGUCUGUCGUGACACACACUAACACACACAACAUGUUUUCAUAUACUUGGAAACAAACUUAUCUCAAAGCUCCAAGCAGUAGGUAUACUGUACCUACAGUAAGUUUUCCCUCUCUUAGGUUUUGAAGUUUUGAGAGAGGAAUGCUUCUCUGGCGGGUCUAAAAAUAAGCUUGCAUUACCAACAGUCAUUCACAGUCAACUAUAAAGAUGCUAUGUGCUAUGUUGGCUUCAGAGUUCCAUAGGUCCCUCAGAACCUCUAUUCUAUUUCCAGAGUGGAUGGCAGGAAGGAGGGAAGGAAGGGGGGUAACUACAUUUAAAACACUUCAGAGCUCAUUAACAGAAAGCAUAAUUCCAGGAAACACAUAAGACACAUAUUGCCGUAUUUAAAACCAAUAUGGUGGUAAGUGACUUUGAGUCUCAACCAUGCAAGGUUAUUUAUAUCAGCUUAAGGUCAGAUGAGUUGAAUCCUCUCUCUCCAGGAGUAAGAAGUGGUUUCCUCUCUCUGGAGCUGCUGAUUUGUCAGGAUCUAGCACGUCCUGUGAGGUCAUAGGGACCAAAUAUUAAAGGAAGGAAGAAAGAAAGUGGAGCUUCAUCACUUCCUGUCAUUACCCAGGUCAUACGUGCGAUGAGAAACAGUCUGUCCGUUGUCGCUCUCUAGAAGGGAUGUCCACCCUGUCCGUGACCACCUCUACUCUCUGAUUAAACUGCAAUCUAACAAUUCCUCUGGCAUGAAGCCAGAAAACAUACCUUAAUUUAAACAGAGUUUCAAUAAUAACCCUCAGCAGUACCAAAAUAGCCUGGAAGGAAAUGACAACCAAUUUUGUCCACCCAUAAGCCACAUACAGUAUAAAGGUAUUUACAUAAGAAUGCAUGGGAACUAAUGGAGAGUGUUACAGGUUGCUGUGGUGUGAUGACCUGUCAUACAGACAUACCCUCGCUCUCUCCCUAACCUCAGAACCCUGUGUUUGGAACCGCUCAGCGUGGUAGUGAAGCUUUACAAUAACAGAGUGAGCAGAGUGAGCGUGCUCCACAGCGACUGCUGUGACUUUGACCCAGGAGGUCAUUAUUUCCAACACAUCUGAAUCUGACAUCACAUCUGACUGAGGAUACCCGGGCUGGGCUGCUGAGAGAAACUCUGCUCUGAAGGCGUGGAGUAAAAAUAGAAUAGUGCUUUAUGAACCAUUCUUUAAUGUGAGAUUUGGGGGACAAUGUGUUUUAUUUGGAAUUGGUUGAUGUGGAACUUUAUGAAGUCACAGGCCUUAAUGGAUGUGGCACUUCUCAAAUCCAAAUCAAAUCAAAUUUUAUUUGCCACAUGCGCCGAAUACAACAGGUGUAGACCUUACAGUGAAAUGCUUACUUACAAGCCCUUAACCAACAAUGCAGUUUUUAAGAAAAGAAAAAAAAAGUGUUAAGUAAAAAAUUGAUAAGUAAAAAAUGAAAAAUAGCAAAUAAUUAAAGAGCAGCAGUAAAAUAAAAGAAUAGUAUGGAGGCUAUAUACAGGGGGUACAGGUACAGAGUCAAUGUGCGGGGGCACCGGUUAGUCGAGGUAAUUGAGGUAAUGGGUAAUGGGUAGAGUUAAAGUGACUAUGCAUGAAUAAUAAACAGAGUACCAGCAGCGUAAAAGAGCGGGUUGGGGUGGGUUGGGGUGGGGGUAGCCAUGAUUAGCUGUUCAGGAGUCUCAUGGCUUGGGGGUAGAAGCUGUUAAGAAGCCUUUUGGACCUAGACUUGGUGCUCCGGUACCGCUUGCCGUGUGGUAGCAGAGAGAACAGGCUAUGUCUAGGGUGGCUGGAGUCUUUGAACAUUUUUAGGGCCUUCCUCUGACACCGCCUGGUAUAGAGGUCCUGGAUGGCAGGAAGCUUGGCCCCAGUGAUGUACUGGGCCGUACACACUACCCUCUGUAGUGCCUUGCAGUCGGAGGCCGAGCAGUUGCCAUACCAGGCGGUGAUGCAACCAGUCAGGAUGCUCUCGAUGGUGCAGCUGUUUGAGGAUCUGAGGACCCAUGCCAAAUCUUUUCAGUCUCCUGAGGGGGAAUAGGCUUUGUCGUGCCCUCUUCACGACUGUCUUGUUGUGUUUGGACCAUGAUAGUUCGUUGGUGAUGUGGACACCAAGGAACUUGAAGGUCUCAAACUGUUCCACUACAGCCCCGUCGAUGAGAAUGGGGGCGUGCUCAGUCCUCUUUUUUUCCCUGUCUACAAUAAUCUGUCUUGAUCACAUUGAGGGAGAGGUUGUUAUCCUGGCACCACACGGCCAGGUCUCUGACCUCCUCCCUAUAGGCUGUCUCAUCUUUGUCGGUGAUCAGGCCUACCACUGUUGUGUGUUGUGUCGUCGGCAAACUUAAUGAUGGUGUUGGAGUCGUGCCUGGCCAUGCAGCCAUGGGUGAACAGCGAGUACAGGAGGGGACUGAGCACACACCCCUGAGGGGCCCCCGUGUUGAGGAUCAGCGUGGCAGAUGUGUUGUUAUCUACCCUUACCACCUGGGGGUGGCCCGUCAGGAAGUCCAGGAUCCAGUUGCAGAGGGAGGUGUUUAGUCCCAGGGUCCUUAGCUCAGUGAUGAGCUUUGAGGGCACUAUGGUGUUGAACGCUGAGCUGUAGUCAAUGAAUAGCAUUCUCAUGUAGGUGUUCCUCUUGUCCAGAUGGGAAAGGGCAGUGUGGAGUGCAAUAGAGAUGGCAUCAUCUGUGGAUCUGUUGGGGCGGUAUGCAAAUUGGAGUGGGUCUAGGGUUUCUGGGAUAAUGGUGUUGAUGUGAGCCAUGACCAGCCUUUCAAAGCACUUCAUGGCUACAGACGUGAGUGCUACGAGUCGGUAGUCAUUUAGGCAGGUUAUCUUAGUGUUCUUGGGCACAAGGACUAUGGUGGUCUGCUUGAAACAUGUUGGUAUUACAGACUCAGUCAGGGACAUGUUGAAAAUCUCAGUGAAGACACUUGCCAGUUGUCAGCGCAUGCUCGGAGUACACGUCCUGGUAAUCCGUCUGGCCCUGCGGCCUUGUGAAUGUUGACCUACUUAAAAGUCGGCUACGGAGAGCGUGAUCACAUAGUCAUCCGGAACAGCUGAUGCUCUCGUGCAUGCUUCAGUGUUGCUUGCCUCGAAGCGAGCAUAGAAAUGAUUUAGCUCGCCUGGUAGGCUUGUGUCACUGGGCAGCUCGCGGCUGUGCUUCCCUUUGUAGUCUGUAAUAGUUUUCAAGCCCUGCCACAUCCGACGAGCAUCAGAGCCGGUGUAGUACGAUUCAAUCUUAGACCUAUAUUGACUCUUUGCCUGUUUGAUGGUUAGUCGGAGGGCAUUUCUUAUAAGAGUCCGGGUUAGAGUCCCACUCCUUGAACGCGGCAGCUCUACCCUUUAGCUCAGUGCGGAUGUUGCCUGUAAUCCAUAGCUUCUGGUUGGGGUAUGUACGUACGGUCACUGUGGAGACGACGUCAUCGAUGCACUUAUUGAUGAAGCCAGUGACUGAUGUGGUGUACUCCUCAAUGCUAACAGUCCUGUAGCUUAGCAUCUGCGUCAUCUGACCACUUCCUUAUUAACCGAGUCACUGGUGCUUCCUGCUUUAGUUUUUGCUUAUAAGCAGGAAUCAGAAGGAUAGAGUUAUGGUCUUUUUUUUUCCACAAGUUGCAUUGUCAACUGGGAUGGAAAACUUUCACCUGACUGGCUCCUUGAGUGUAAUUCAUCAUGAAAUUCCCUGCCUGAAACGGACCUGUUGGCAUCAUAGAGUAUUACUAUUCUUUGAAGAGCAUCUUCCACCCCAAGCAAGCACAUCUCCAACAUCACUACUACAUCACAAGAUGGCUGCCAAAAAUAUGUCAGAGUGCUGCAAAAAGAGCACUGGGAACUCAUCCCCAGGGUAUUGCCAUUGCCAGAGAGUCUUUCUGUUCAACAGCCAGCUAGCAUGCUCCAUUUGUGGUUGCAUUGUCUCUGUCCCUGGAUUUUGUUGUUUGGGCUGUUGUCACAGAUGAGAGCCCCUGUAGCUAUGGUACAUAUAAGUCCCAUUGACCUGCAGUCUUGAGGCCAUUGAUUGACUUGAUGAACACUGUCUUGGUAAUGGGACUUAGAGCCUUUGGGCAGGCUUCAAUGUUCUGUUCUGAGUGUUCUACCGGUCACGUCAAACUUUAAGUGGAUAUAAGAGCAUUUAUCGGUAAAACGGUACAUUACCUUAAGCACCUAAUGUGUGCUUAUGAUGUAAGGCCUUUGUCUCAGGUCUUCUAAUAUUAUUAGAAGAUCUGAGACAAAGGCCUUACAACAGAAGAACAUUUACUUGUGAAAGACUAAAGCCACUCAGAUGGCAUGUAAUAUGUGUUUUAUUCCCAUACUGUAACAAUCUGGUUGCCACUCCUGUAUUCCAUUUCCAUACAGUCUUUGCCAGACGUGAUUGAUGUCGUUGGUUAAGGGGUAUGGUGGACUGACUAUCUGCUUGUUUGGUGGCUCACACACCAUUCAGUGGUUUCUACUGUUGACUUUGUGGGUAGAGCACAUGGGUAAACAUGUCUUCAUUGAAAACACAACCAGAUGCUCCACCACUGAAUGACAUACAACCUCUUCACGGAGGAGUUCACUUCUUGACUCAUGCAAGGAGUAGAUCUUAAUGGAAGUGUAAAUAGUCUCUGCUGACCUCAGGUUUUUUUGAACGACAGUAAAGAUCAGUUGUGGAAAGGGUAAAUAGGCUUUUCUGAUUACACCCAGUUGGUAUUGUUUCCUUUGAGUUGUUACACCAAUGUCCCUUCUGUCUGCCACCAACCAGUCUUCAUACUCAUACCCCUUCAUUAUAGAUACUGUAUAGUUUCACCCUCGGAUAAAAUACACAUUUAGUAUGUUCUCAAGAAAGAUAGGAUAAUUGUCAGUGACAACCAGAGAGAUCACAAAGAAUAAAUGGCCCAAAAACUAAGGCAAAAUUAUGUAAAAUAUUACAGUGGGUUAGCAGGAAAUAAGUGCACCAGUGGAGGCUCCUCUGAGGAGGAAAUGGAGGACCAUCCUCCUCAGUGAAUUAUAUAAAAAUUAAAAUAGUGAAACAUAAAAAAAGUUAUAUUUUUUAGAUAAAACUAUACUAAAUAUGUUCACGUCACCAAAUAAUUGAUUAAAACAGACUUGGAGUUUUUUUCACUUUCACUUUCACUUACUUAGCUAGUGAAUGCAGCUAGCUAGUUUAGCCUACUCAAACACCCGGCUCAAACAGAGAGGGAUGCUAUGUUAGCUAGCUGGCUAUGGCUAUCCAACACUGGAACUCUUCCAAGUCAAGGUAAGCUUUUUAUUUUAUUAAUUUAUUGCCACCGGGGCCAACCGGUGUAACUGCUUAACUGCUUGCUGACUGUACACUGCACUGCAUGUGUACAGUCAGUUCUAGUAGCUAUGUUGACUAUGACAUUAGCAAAUCUUGUGACAACGAUGUAGGCUGUGUGUAGCAGUUAGCGGUUAUGAUGGUUUGGCUUGGAAAGGAUUUUUCGCCUGGUCACAGAAAGCUGAUGUGUUGUGCACUGAAGUCCACAAGUGAAGGGAAAAGGUGAGAGGAGGAAAGUGCGUAGAUGUGAGAAAGAAUACAACGAGCAAAGUGAUCAUGCUGUUUGUAUGUGGCUGCUAUGAAAGUGAACUGUGUUUGCGUGUGAUCAGGGGUGUAUUUAUUCCACCGAUUCUGUUGAAAAACCUUUUUUAACAUAACGAAAAGGGAAUAAACAUACCUGAAUUUGUCCAAUAGAAACUGAAUUUGUCCAAUACACCCUAGAUCAGCUAGAUGCAGGCAGGAGUGUGCAAGGUGGUAUUGAAUGUGUAACUGUCUGUCACCUUGAUUACAAAACAAAAUCUCUCGACCUGUGCACCUACGUUGUAAACUUUAAUUCAUAGGCUAGGAUGUAGUAACCUCAUGAUGGGUAUAGGGAACAUUUGAGUAUCAUGUAGUAGCCUAAACCUAUCGAUGUAAUAUUGAGCUGGGGGAAUGGAAUAUGAAUGACAGUCAUCCAAUAUGCUUUAAUAGAAAUAAGGCCAUGUUCAUAAACUAAAUAAUCGUCCUCCCUCAUCUUAAACGGCACCGACCGCCACUGAAGUGCACUCACUCACAGACACAUUACGAUAGGUCAUGCUAAGCCACUGGGCAUCCCUGCCCUUUAUUGUUGAGGAGAGAGAAAUAUACACACUCUGGGGGUUGGCUGGUCAUGGUUGUGGUUUUACAUUCCCUGCUUCUUGAGGCAGUGCCAACCCUGUAGGUCAGUGGUGCCAACACUAUUGGCAACAAACAAAGCCCAUUAAAAAGAUAGACAAUGAUAGCAUCAAUUGGCAUUAACAGCUUCCAGACAAGGCUUAAGAGACUGGAAGAUGGACUGCCAGACACUGGGUGCCAACCAGGGAAGGUGUUGGCAUGGUCCCCAACUGGAGGGCCACUAGGGAGAGAGGGGAAACAGGGGACCAGAUGGGUCUAGAGAUAGCAGAGCCUUUAGGUAUGAGCACAGCGCAGCCUGAGGACCCAGCAUAUGGAGAGAGUAAAUGAGAGAGGAGAGCAGAGUGACAGAGCCAAGCUACACACAUAGAUCCUGGAUGAGAUGUGGACACUGCUCGACAGACAACUGAAAAGACUACAUGGGGCUCACUGUGGCUCGGUAGGUAAGUGUUCAUUGGAAAAUCUCACUAGCAAAGGUUCUGGACUCCGGAGACCCACCACAUCGUAGAAGCUUGGUGAAGUGUCUCCAUCACACGUCCUGUUUAUAGAGUGAUGCAUGUGCAAUCAACUUCAAAUUAGCACCGUCCAGUUUAGGCUACAAUAAGUGUAGGUAAUCACAAGAAGAAAAUCACAUUAAAGACCAAUCACACUUGGUCCUCUAGUGUAAAGCGAUUGCUACUUAAAGAGCUCAACAGUACAAUGUUUCACCUCACUAGACAUGCUUAUAUUCAUGUCGUUCUAGAGUAUACCUCAAGUGUCUCAUGCAAUUACAGUCAAGCUGUACUCUCUAAUGUUUAAAAGGGGAAUAUGCUCUCAGUACAGUCAGAACAAUAUACAAAACAUAAUUCCUGCUCUCUGGCUCAGACCAAAUGUCUGAUUCAAUUAUGACUGAAUUAAACAAUAGAAAGAAUAACAUGCCUGAGGUUUUAGUCAGUAUUCACAUUACGAAAGGAAGUGUUUACUUGGCUAUGAUUUGCUCUGUACAGGGAAUUGUGUAACAUGUCACUUGUGCUGUGUUAAAACACAAACUGGAUUUGACUGGAUUUAACAGUUGAGAGGACAGAGACAGUUGAACGUAUUUCCAUGAUAUUUCUGAUUAACAUAACUUUAUUUUUUUUAACGUAUACGCAGGGAGUCAGGAAACAGCUGCAGAAGGUGAGUUUUAUAAUCAUCAUCAUCAUCAUGAUGAUGAUGAUGAUGAUGAUGAUGAUGUUAAACAGGACACACGUACUGAACGUAACCAAAAAAACAAUACUGCCUGAUGGCUGAGGCUUACUGAGGGCUAUAUGAAGGGAGAGUAAUCAGAGGGGUGAUGAAGUCCAGGUGUGCUUAACGAUGGGGAGCAGGUGUGUGCAAUGAUGUUUGCCAGGUGUGCACAAUGUGGGUUGCCAGGACCGGUGGUUAGUAGACCGGCGACGUUGAGCGCCGGAGUGGAGGAGCGGGAGUAGACGUGACAUUUUUUAAGACCAACUACCUGCCAUGCACCUUUAAAGCUCUUAACACUGAGCAACUUGUAUCUUUACAGGCAUCAGUUGUCUUGUAAUCUAUUAUUGAAUUAAAUAUUCUUCAAACAGACAGUUGAGUAAGGUUGAGGAGAGCAGAGGUGUCAUACCCAUAGGGGGCACAAGGGCACGUGCCCCCUCAGAUUUGUCCUGUUUAAAACAACAACAACAACAAAAUGUGUUCGCUUUUGUUGUUUCUCUGUAAUAAUACUAGUCACCUAGCAAUUUCAUGAAGUUGUCUUUUGCUAGCCCAGUUAGGUUCCCAAUCUCCCAACCUCAUAACUAGCUACCAAGAAACCAUUUCAGGCUAUCAAUCAAGUUAGAGUAGCUAGCUUGUCUAGCUAUCUUAAAAGCUCAGACACACGGGAAGGAUUGUCAAACGUUUGCCUGCUGACAGUCUUAACACCUCUGAACAGAAUGUUGGCAGUCAAUCUCUUUUGCGUUCACACAGCAAAGACCUUGGAAGUACUCCAAACCAGAAGGUGGCAGUAGCAUUGUUUGGCAAUGCAUAUCCGUGCGUAUUGCUUAUGGUCUAGAUUCCAAGCUAUCUGUGCUAAUGUUACUAUUUUGUAGAAAGCCCUUGUUGAUACUAGCCAGAUGGCCACAGCUAGAUAACUACCUAGCAAGAUGACGAAGAAACAAUUUAAUUCACUCUCCAUAAUCCCAUACUGCCAGUGCCAGCCUAUAGCCAAAUGUUUAGCUAGCUACCUAACGUUAGCAUAUUUGCUAGCUAGCACAACAUAGCUAGCUAGCUAAGGACACUGCACUAACUCAGCAGCUAAACCAGGCAGCUGUUUUAUGGAAACUAGCUAAUCCAUUGUGAUUUAAAGUCCUUAAGAGUGUAUUCACGCACUCGUGUGUCAAUCUAAUUAACAUAAUAAAACAAUCCCCAUCAAAAUCUGUGAGUUUAAGCUAGAGAUAUGUUUUUUUUGCAUGGGUUGUGUCUCAAUCCACCGCAUCUGCCUAUGUCAGCCUUCCGCAUCUGUGGUGGAAAGUGGCAGAGCUACAGUGCAGUUUGUCAGACCAGGAGACAUCCCGAAAAUCGGUCUUCUCAUCAAAACGUCUGUAGUGUCCAAAUGGUUUGGCUUAGUAACUAAUAUGACCACUCUAUGGAAAGAUGAGACUCUCACGAAGCCCCAUGGGACUCAUCUGAAGUCAGUACCUCCGAUGUGCCAACUUCUGUCUGUAGCUUCCGAACCGUUUGGGCUACAAACUAAUAUGGGCUAUAGUAGUAAAGGCCAAAUGCAAUAUGUUAUCAAAUAUAUGUAUAUAUAUUUUUUAUUACAUUUACAGGGGUCCUAAAAUUCCAAAUCAAAUAGCUAAAUGAUCCAUGGUAUGAACAUCUUAAAACAAUUCCAUAUGUUAGCUUAGUAGAACCCCCUCCCCAAAGGCUUAGACUUUUAGAGGUAUUUAAUUAUAAUGUCAAUGUCAGCUACAGUGGUUAGCUAGCUUGGAGGAAGUAUUUAGUGUUGUAUGCAUUGUGUCUGUGCACUUAACUAGCUACCAUGCCAUAGCUUACAUUCCAUAUGAAGUGUGACUGGCUCACCUGUGGAUGUACGGAGAAAAUGCCCUAUUUUUUUCCUUUUUAUUUGUUGGCUUCCCCCAUGUGGGGGUUCGUGCUCUCUGAUUGGUUGAAUGUCACGUUGUUGGCCACUGACGAGCAUUGUGAUUCUACAAGUAGAAUCGGUAGGUUCAUCACUACCAAGUGGACACGCUUUUGUUCUAGCAAGAGAAGGAAUGGCCUCCCACUGUGAUAAGUACCUAUCAGCAGUCUAUCGGCAGUGAGAUUCUUGGUGUUUUUCAUGCUUUAGCUGGCGUGCCUGCUGGCAAGGUUGGUAGACUUUAGAAAAGCAAGCAAUAACUAAAUGUACUGAAUAAGACUCACAUUCCUUUCAAUCUUUUACCCAGAUUUUAGAAGAGAUGCAAAGAAGCCUAUUUAGUUUCUUUAAAAAAAGAAUCACCAGUCAGAAGGAUACAGACAGCUCAAGAAGCAUGGUUAGAUAUGCGGAAAAAUAAACAUACAUUAAUUUUUGUCAUAGAAUUAAGCAUAAUGAAUAUGGCUCUAGAUUGCAGGAAAAAGCUGUUUCGGGUGUUAGAAAAAUAGACCCCUCCGGACCACCCCCCAGCCAUCCUCACGUACUUGCUGCCCCCUCAGAUUGUGCGGUUGCAUGACGCCCCUGGGGGAGAUAAUCAGAAAAAGUUCAUAAACAAGCAUUUGGGCUUCUCUCCAGAAUUGUGGGAUGUAUCAAAUCAAAUACAUUUUUAUUUGUCACAUGCGCCGAAUACAACAGGUGUAGACCUUACAGUGAAAUGCUUACUUACAAGCCCUUGACCAACAAUGCAUUUUUAAGAAAAAUAAGUGUUAAGUAAAAAAUAAGAAAAAUAAAUACAAAAUAAAAAAUAAUUAAAGAGCAGCAGUAAAAUAACAGUAGUGAGGCUAUAUACAGGGGGUACCGGUACAGAGUCAAUGUGCGGGGGCACAGGUUAGUCGAGGUAAUUGAGGUAAUAUGUACAUGUAGGUAGAGUUAAAGUGACUAUAAAUAGAUAAUAAAAAGAGAGUGGCAGCAGCAUAAAAAAGGGGGUAGCCAUUUGAUUAGCUGUUCAGGGUCUUAUGGCUUGCAGGAAGAAGCUGUUAAGAAGCCUUUUGGACCUAGACUUGGUGCUCCGGUACCGCUUGCCGUGCGGUAGCAGAGAGAACAGUCUAUGACUAGGGUAGCUGGAGUCUUUGACAAUCUUUAGUACCUUCCUCUGACACCGCCUGGUUUAGAGGUCCUGGAUGGCAGGAAGCUUGGUCCCAGUGAUGUACUGGGCCGUACGCACUACCCUCUGUAGUGCCUUGCGGUUUGAGGCCGCGCAGUUGCCAUACCAGGCGGUGAUGCAACCAGUCAAGAUGCUCUGGAUGGUGCAGCUGUAGAACUCUAUGAGGAUCUGAGGACCCAUGCCAAAUCUUUUCAGGCACCACACGGCCAGGUCUCUGACCUCCUCCCUAUAGGCUGUCUCAUCGUUGUCGGUGACCAGGCCUACCACUGUUAUGUCGUCUUCAAACUUAAUGAUGGUGUUGGAGUCGUGCCUGGCCAUGCAGUCAUGGGUGAACAGGGAGUACAGGAGGGGACUGAGCACACACCCCUGAGGGGCCCCCGUGUUGAGGAUCAGCGUGGCAGAUAUGUUGUUACCUACCCUUACCACCUGGGGGUGGCCCAUCAGGAAGUCCAGGAUCCAGUUGCAGAGGGAGGUGUUUAGUCUCAGGGUCCUUAGCUUAGUGAUGAGCUUUGAGGGCACUAUGGUGUUGAACGCUGAGCUGUAGUCAAUGAAUAGCAUUCUCACGUCGGUGUUCCUUUUGUCCAGGUGGGAAAGGGCAGUGUGGAGUGCAAUAGAGAUUGCAUCAUCUGUGGAUCUGUUGGGACGAUAUGCAAAUUGGAGUGGGUCUAGGGUUUCUGGGAUAAUGGUGUUGAUGUGCGCCAUGACCAGCCUUUCACAGCACUUCAUGGCUACAGACGUGAGUGCUACGGGUCUGUAGUCAUUUAGGCAGGUUACAUUAGUGUUCUUGGGCAAGGGACUAUGGUGGUCUGCUUGAAACAUGUUGGUAUUAAAGACUCAGUCAGGGAGAGGUUGAAAAUAUCAGUGAAGACACUUGCAAGUUGGUCAGCGCAUGCUCGGAGUACGCAUGCUCGGAGUACACGUCCUGGUAAUCCGUCUGGCCCUGCAGCCUUGUGAAUGUUGACCUGUUUAAAGGUUUUACUCAAAUCGGCUACGGAGAGCGUGAUCACGCAGUCGUCCGGAACAGCUGAUGCUCUCUUGCAUGCUUCAGUGUUGCUUGCCUCAAAGUGAGCAUAGAAGUAAUUUAGCUCGUCUGGUAGGCUUGUGUCACUGGGCAGCUCGAGGCUGUGCUUCCCUUUGUAGUCUGUAAUAGUUUGCAAGCCCUGCCACAUCCGACGAACGUCGGAGCCGGUGUUGUGCGAUUCAAUCUUAGUCCUGUAUUGACACUUUCCCUGAUGGUUCGUCGGAGGGCAUAGAGGGAUUUCUUAUAAGUGUCCGGGUUAGAGUCCCGCUCCUUGAAAGCACCAACUCUACCCUUUAGCGCAGUGCGGAUGUUGCCUGUAAUCCAUGGCUUCUGGUUGGGGUAUGUACGUAUGGUCACUGUGGGGACGAAGUCAUCGAUGAAGCCAGUGACUGAUGUAGUGUACUCCUCAAUGCCAUCGGAAGAAUCCCGGAACAUAUUCCAGUCUGUGCUAGCAAAACAGUCCUGUAGCUUAGCAUCUGCGUCAUCUGACCACUUUUUUAUUGACUGAGUCACUGGUGCUUCCUGCUUUAGUUUAGACUUGUAAGCAGGAAUCAGGAGGAUUGAAUUAUGCUCAGAUUUGCCAAAUGGAGGGCGAGGCAGAGCUUUGUUCGCGUCUCUGUGUGUGGAGUAAAGGUGGUCUAGAGUUUAUUUUCCUCUGGUUGCACAUUUAACAUGCUGGUAGAAAUGAGGUCAAACAGAUUUAAGUUUCCCUGCAUUAAAGUCCCCGGCCACUAGGAGCGCUGCCUCUGGAUGAGCGUUUUUCUGUUUGCUUAUGGCCUUAUACAUCUCAUUGAGUGAAGUCUUAGUGCCAGCAUCGGUUUGUGGUGAUAAAUAGACAGCUACGAAAAAUAUAGAUGAAAACUCUCUUGGUAAAUUGUGUGGUCUACAGCUUGUCAUGAGAUACUCUACCUCAGGCGAGCAAAACCUAGAGACUUCCUUAAUAUUACAUUUCGUGCACCAGCUGUUGUUUACAAAUAUACACAGACCGCCACCCCUUGUCUUACCGGAGGCGGCUGUUCUAUCUUGCCAAUGCAGCGUAAACCCUGCCAGCUGUAUGUUAUCCAUGUUGUCUUUCAGCCACGACUAGGUGAAACAUAAUAUUUUACAGUUUUUAAUGUACUGUUGGUAGGAUAUUCGUGAUCGUAGCUCGUCUAUUUUGUCAUCCAAUGAUUGUACGUUGGCUAAUAGGACUGAUGGUAGAGGCAGAUUACCCACUCGGCGUCGGAUCCUUACAAGGCACCCCGACCUACGUCCCCGAUAUCUCUGUCUCUUUCUCCUGCGAAUGAUGGGGAUGUGGGCCUUGUCGGGUGUCUGAAGUAAAUCCUUCGCGUCCGACUCGUUAAAGAAAAAAUCUUUGUCCAGUACGAGGUGAGUAAUCGCUGUCCUGAUAUCCAGAAGCUCUUUUAGGUCAUAAGAGACAGUGGCAGAAACAUUAUGUACAAAAUAAGUUACAAAUAACGCGAAGAAACACACACAAUAUCACAAUUGGUUAGGAGCCCGUAAAACAGCAGCCAUCUCCUCCGGUGCCAUUAUGUCCCAAUAUCAAGUCAUUAUACAUUCUGGCAAAUAUCAAAUAUAUUAUUGGCACCCUUGCAAUCUUCACCAUUUCUUCCAAAAUAAGUUGAAUUCGAUUUUUUUUUUAUAUGGUGUUCACACGUGUAUUUGUUUGAUUUACAACUGCACAGGACCAAAACAAUAUAAAUGAAAAUUGUGAUUUUUCACUUCAAAGUCAAGAAAUGGUUGGAGGCAAGUAAUUCUAAUUUAUUGUGUAUUUAUCUCACCUGUGGUAAUUUGCAGGUGCUUACAGAGUAAAAAUAGCCAUUUAACCAGUUUUGAAAAGAGAAAACAGAACAUUCUGCUCCAUUGCACUCCAUUGUAAAGUGAAAGGGUGCCAAUAUAUUUGACCGCAACAGUACGUAUCAACUGUCUUUGUAUAACGAGGUUGGUAUGAGCCUUCAAACAAUUAUUUCUUUCCUAAAUGGAAACAAAUCUAUAUCCUUUAAGGAUGCACUAUGAAGCCUGUUACGCCAAUUAUCUCAGAGGGCUGUUUUUCUUUUGUCAGAUUGGAAUUGUUUCUCUCCACAUCUUCAAGGUAUAUUCUGAGAGGUGCUUGUUACCAUGGGGAGAACUCAAUUGAAAAUGCCUUCAGGGAAGGUUAUUGUUCUAGAAGCCACAAUAAUUAUUUGAUGCAUCAUAUUUCAAAGGAACAGCUAUAGUGGCUUGCGAAAGUAUUCACCCCCCUUGGCGUUGUUCCUAUUUUGUUGCCUUACAACCAGGAAUUAAAAUUAAUUUUUGGGGGGGGUUUGUAUCAUUUGAUUUACACAACAUGCCUACUACUUUGAAGAUGCAAAAUAUUUUUGAUUGUGCAACAAACAAGAAAUAAGACAGAAAAACAGAAAACUUGAGCGUGCAUAACUAUUCACCCCCCACAAAACCAAUACUUUGUAGAGCCACCUUUUGCAGCAAUUACUGCUGCAAGUCUCUUGGGGUAUGUCUCUACAAGUUUGGCACAUCUAGCCACUGGGAUUUUUUGCUUUUUGUCCAUUCGUCAAGGCAAAACUGCUCCAGCUCCUUCAAGUUGGAUGGGUUCCGCUGGUGUACAGCAAUCUUUAAGUCACACCACAGAUUUUCAAUUAGAUUGAGGUCUGGGCUUUGACUAGGCCAUUCCAAGACAUUUAAAUGUUUCCCCUUAAACCACUCAAGUAUUGCUUUAGCAGUAUGCUUAGGGUCAUUGUCCUGCUGGAAGAUGAACCUCUGUCCCAGUCUCAAAUCUCUGGAAGACUGAAACAGGUUUCCCUCAAGAAUUUCCCUGUAUUUAGCGCCAUCCAUCAUUCCUUCAAUUCUGACCAGUUUCACAGUCACUGUAGGGAUGGUGUUCUCGGGGUGAUGAGAGGUGUUGGGUUUGCGCCAGACAUAGCAUUUUCCUUGAUGGCCAAAAAGUCUCAUCUGACCAGAGUACCUUCUUGCAUAUGUUUGGGGAGUCUCCCACAUGCCUUUUGGUGAACACCAAACGUGUUUGCUUAUUUUGUUCUUUAAGUAAUGGCUUUUUUAUGGCAACUCUUCCGUAAAGCCCAGCUCUGUAAAGUGUACAGCUUAAAAUUGUCCUAUGGGCAGAUACUCCAAUCUCCGCUGUGGAGCUUUGCAGCUCCUUCAGGGUUAUCGUUGGUCUCUUUGUUAACUCUCUGAUUAAUGCCCUCCUUGCCUGGUCCGUGAGUUUUGUUGGGCGGCCCUCUCUAGGCAGGUUUGUUGUGGUGCCAUAUUCUUUCCAUUUUUUAAUAAUGGAUUUAAUGGUGCUCCGUGGGAUGUUUAAAGUUUCAGAUAUUUUUUUAUAACCCAACCCUGAUCUGUAUUUCUCCACAACUUUGUCCCUGACCUGUUUGGAGAGCUCCUUGGUCUUCAUGGUGCCGCUUGCUUGGUGGUGCCCCUUUCUUAGUGGUGUUGCAGACUCUGGGGCCUUUCAGAACAGGUGUAUAUAUACUGAGAUCAUGUCACAAAUCAUGUGACACUUAGAUUGCACACAGGUGGACUUUAUUUAACUAAUUAUGUGACUUCUGAAGGUAAUUGGUUGCACCAGAUCUUAUUUAGGGGCUUCAUAGCAAAGGUGGUGAAUACAUAUGCACUCACGACGUUUCCGUUUUUUAUGUUUUGGAAUGUUUUGAAACAAGUUCUUUUUUUCAUUUCACUUCACCAAUUUGGACUAUUUUGUGUAUGUCCAUUACAUGAAAUCCAAAUAAAAAUCUAUUUAAAUUACAGGUUGUAAUGCAACAAAAUAGGAAAAACACCAAGGGGGAUGAAUACUUUCGUGGUCAAACGUUUUGAGAAUGACACAAGUAUUGGUCUUCACAAAGUUUGCUGCUUCAGUGUUUUUAGAUAUUUUUGUCAGAUGUUACUAUGGUAUACUGAAGUAUAAUUACAAGCAUUCCAUAAGUGUCAAAGGCUUUUAUUGACAAUUACAUUAAGUUUAUGCAAAGAGUCAAUAUUUGCAGCGUUGACCCUUCUUUUUCAAGACCUCUGCAAUCCGCCCUGGCAUGCUGUCAAUUAACUUCUGGGCCACAUCCUGACUGAUGGCAGCCCAUUCUUGCAUAAUCAAUGCUUGGAGUUUGUCAGAAUUUGUGGGUUUUUGUUUGUCCACCUGCCUCUUGAGGAUUGACCACAAGUUCUCAAUGGUGAGUGGUGCACUGCGAUGCAGUGCUAGCUGUGCCACUAGAGAUCCUGGUUCGAAUCCAGGCUCUGUCGUAGCCGGCCGCAACCGGGAGACCCAUGGGGCGGCGCACAAUUGGCCCAGCGUCGUCCAGGGUAUGGGAGGGAAUGGCCGGCAGGGAUGUAGCUCAGUUGGUAGAGCAUGGUGUUUGCAACGCCAGGGUUGUGGGUUCGAUUCCCACGGGGGGCCAGUAUGAAAAAUAAAAAAAUAAUGUAUGCACUCAAUAAUGUAAGUCGCUCUGGAUAAGAGCGUCUGCUAAAUGACAAAACAUGUAAAAUGGAUUAAGGUCUGGGGAGUUUCCUGGCCAUGGACCCCAAAUGUUGAUGUUUUUUCCCCCGAGCCACUUAGUUAUCACUUUUGCCUUAUGGCAAGGUGCUCCAUCAUGCUGGAAAAGGCAUUGUUCGUCACCAAACUGUUCGAUGGUUGGGAGAAGUUGCUCUCAGAGGAUGUGUUGGUACCAUUCUUUAUUCAUGGCUGUGUUCUUAGGCAAAAUUGUGAGUGAGCCCACUCCCUUGGCUGAGAAGCAACCCCACACAUGAAUGGUCUCAGGAUGCUUUACUGUUGGCAUGACACAGGACUGAUGGUAGGGCUCACCUUGUCUUCUCCGGACAAGCUUUUUUCCGGAUGCCCCAAAUAAUCAGAAAGGGGAUUUAUCAGAGAAAAUGACUUUACCCCAGUCCUCAGCAGUCCAAUCCCUGUACAUUUUGCAGAAUAUCAGUCUGUCCCUGAUGUUUUUCCUGGAGAGAAGUGGCUUCCUCGCUGCCCUUCUUGACACCAGGCCAUCCUCCAAAUGUAUUCGCCUCACACCUGAGAUGCACUCACACCUGUCUGCUGCCAUUCCUGAGCAGGCUCUGCACUGGUGGUGCCCCGAUCCCGCAGCUGAAUCAACUUUAGGAGACGGUCCUGGCGCUUGCUGGACUUUCUUGGGCGCCCUGAAGCCUUCUUCACAAUAAUUGAACCUCUCUCCUUGAAGCUCUUGAUGAUCCGAUACAUGGUUGAUUUAGGUGCAAUCUUACUAGCAGCAAUAUCCUUGCCUGUGAAGCCCUUUUUGUGCAAAGCAAUGAUGACAGCAUGUGUUUCCUUGCAGGUAACCAUGGUUAACAGAGGAAGAAUAAUGAUUUCAAGCACCACCCUCCUUUUAAAGCUUCCAGUCUGUUAUUCUAUCUCAAUCAGCAUGACAGAGUGAUCUACAGUCUUGUCCUCGUCAACACUCUCACCUGUGUUAACGAGAGAAUCACUGACAUGAUGUCAGCUGGUCCUUUUGUGGCAGGGCUGAAAUGCAGUGGAAAUGUUUUUUGGGGAUUAAGUUCAUUUUCAUGGCAAAGAGGGACUGCAAUUAAUUGCAAUUCAUCUGAUCACUCUUCAUAACAUUCUGGAGUAUAUGCAAAUUGCCAUCAUAAAAACUGAGGCAGCAGACUUUGUGAAAAUUAAUAUCUGUGUCAUUCUCAAAACUUUUGACCACAACUGUACACGUUGAUGGGAAAAUUAUCCAAACAUCGGCACAGACGUCAGUUCAACGUCAAUUUUUUAUAUACAUUUGGUUGAGUUGUCAACUAAUGUGAUUUCAACGUGAAAUCAAUAUAAAAUGUCACAAUGUCAUUGGAUUUACGUUAAAAGUUGGGUGAAAAAGAGACAAUAUUUCCUUCCGUUGAUUACUUUUUGCAAAUCCAAUCAGUUUUCUAUGUUGAUUCAAUGUCAUCACAUUGAUCUUUUUGUUGUUGAAAUGACAUGGAAACAAUGUUGAUUCAACCAGUUUUUGCCCAGUGGGAAUACUCUCAUGGGCAAAAACAACAACAUAUUCCCCUGGAGGGAAUUGUUUAUGUCAACAUCCUAGCAUCUAUUGACAUAAUUGUGAAACGUGGCAAAGAAAAAUUUCUCUGAAUGUGCUGCUGUGGUAAAUCUCAUAUAGGAACAUGUUUGGGAUAAAUAACUACUCUGAUAAACAUGUUUUUUUUUACACAUUUUGUUUACUGGAUGUACCUGUAAGAUGGCUCUUGCUCUGAAGGGAGUGCCAGUUACCAUUGGCAGAGGGGGGAUGAGUUAUGGAGAAGUUUCCACCUGAGAAGCAAAAGAUAAGAGAUUAGAUGUUGGGCACUGGCAGUUGAGCAGUCAAUGCUUAUUUCUUACUGUAAAUGUUACGUAUUAGAGCACCCUCAACAGGCCAGAGAAAGAAGUACAGCCUGCCUAUACAUGGAGGUUGCCUGAAAUUGAAGGUCAAAUUGGAAUUCUAUGGACUUCAAUGUAUGGAAAUGACUCAUAGAUAAUGGUGUUUCAAAAUGCAAUUGAAGCCAUUCUGAAAUAAUGAACCAAUUAACCUCAACAGUUUCCACAUUGUGUCAAAGCAAACCAAAUAAUUGGAUGCAUGCCAGUUGAAAAUAGUUUUGAAUUGAUUCCUAUUUUGCUUGUAUGAUCUUUAUUCAUUAAUCUUCUGAUAAUGAGUUCAAUUGUCACAUGGCUUGAGUAUUUUGUUUAAUGUGUACUCUCUGUUUUUCUCUCCUGGUAUAUCAAGCCUAUUUCCUAUCUUAAUUACUUUUACCAAUACUUUGGAGGUCAUCAAUGAAAUCUAAUCCAGGGCCCAUCAAAUCAGGAAUUAAACCCAGACACAGACUAUUGAUUCAGUUAAUCCCAACAGAAUCUCCAGAGCUAAUAUUCUGGGUUUUAUUCUUAGCUGAUUGAUGUGUGUUAAUACUGCAAUCCUAUCAGCCAUGGAGAGAUAUAUUGUGUUAUCUGCUAAAUUGCCUGUGGCUUUUACAGCCCUCUAUUUUCUAAUUGCCCGGAAUAGCAAACCCAUUCCAGUGACUAUCUGGUAUAUGACUAGCUGGUAUAUAAACCAUCUUUCCAUCUGAAUAUUAUUGACUUUUGAAAAAUGACCCAUGACUGAAAGACAUAGAUCUUUAACAUCUCUCCAAAUACCUUUUGUAUUCUCAUACAUUUCAUGUCAACACAGUUUUACCCUGUGGGUGUUCUGACGAACUGGUGACAACCAUUAAUGUCACACUCCUAUCCAGUAUAAUGGAUGACACAUGUUCCUCCUUCAUGAAUACAUCCAUGUGGGGUUCUUCAUUCCCCAGCGCAAGCUAGACCAGUCAUUUCCUCGUCAUGCCUCACGGAUCCCAAAUGAGCCUAUCAAAAUAAUUACAACAGGUAUGGGCCUAAAGAGAGCUGUUGAGUGAAAGGUUAGAUAAGACAUCACUCAGUCAAAAACACAUCUGCUGCUCUGAAGGGAUUUUCUCCCACAGCAUGGAAAAACACUGAACCGAUAACUGGUUGCCUUUCAAAAGAAAUGUCCACAAGGAGAGUAUUUUCCAACUUUCUGUUAGAACUAGAUAUGUUUUUUUUCUCCAAUUUGUGUAAUCUCUCUAGAUGCAUAGAGACAGGGGCCUACAGUUCUGUUGUACAGUAUCAGACAGUCACUGAAGCAUCAGAACUUUGCACUACUGAGCUUCAAUUCAAACGUGUGCAAAUGCAGCUGUCAUUAGUAAUACGAAACCAGUACCUGGUUAUUUAGCAUAAAGAUAAAGCAUGCAUAUAGGAGCAACAGCACUUACUAUAAAAGAGCCCACCAAGUCCUCAAAGGGACAUCAGAAUGGUCACAGCGUUUUGGAAUCUCUUUACAAGCUCUUUCUUAGUUGAAUCCCUAAAAAAGAAAUCAUAGCAACAGCGACUGCUAGGCUACUCCAUCCAUCAAUGUGUAAAAUGUGCUGAGAUGUUAGUCUUGAGCUUCAACAGCCUGCUCUGACUGCCUCCCUCAUAUGUGUGUUCCAGAGUGUUAAAUGUCAGUCAGUGUGAGAUGAGAGAAAAAGUGAUCAACUGGCUAAAAAGGGAAUGUAUUGGAAUAUUUAGAAGUAUUUCAUGGCAUGCUGCUAUAGGCCCUACUACAGUAUAUAUUUACAGUGACUUGCGAAAUUAUUCACCCCCUUGGCAUUUUUCCUAUUUUGUUGCCUUACAACCUGGAAUUAAAAUUGAUUUUUUGGGGGGUUGUAUCAUUUGAUUUACACAACAUGCCUACCACUUUGAAGAUGCAAAAUAUUUUUUCUUGUGAAACAAACAAGACACAAGACAAAAAAACAGAAAACUUGAGCGUGCAUAACUAUUCAAUACUUUGUAGAGCCACCUUUUGUAGCAAUUACAGCUGCAAGUCUCUUGGGGUAUGUCUCUAUAAGCUUGGCACAUCUAGCCACUGGGAUCUUUGCCCAUUCUUCAAGGUAAAACUGCUCCAGCUCCUUCAAGUUGGAUGGGUUCCGCUGGUGUACAGCAAUCUUUAAGUCACACCACAGAUUCUCAAUUGGAUUGAGGUCUGGGCUUUGACUAGGCCAUUCCAAGACAUUUAAAUGUUUCCCCUUAAACCACUCGAGUGUUGCUUUAGCUGUAUGCUUAGGGUCAUUGUCCUGCUGGAAGGUGAACCUCCAUCCCAGUCUCAAAUCUCUGGAAGACUGAAACAGGUUUCCCUCAAGAAUUUCCCUGUAUUUAGCGCCAUCCAUCAUUCCUUCAAUUCUGACCAGUUUCCCAGUCCCUGCCGAUGAAAAACAUCCCCACAGCAUGAUGCUGCCAUCACCAUGCUUCACUGUUGGGGAUGGUGUUCUCGGGUUUGCGCCAGACAUAGCGCUUUCCUUGAUGGCCAAAAAGCUCAUCUGACCAGAGUACCUUCUUGCAUAUUGGGGAGUCUCCCACAUGCCUUUUGGCAAACACCAAACGUGUUUGCUUAUUUUUUUCUUUAAGCAAUGGCUUUUUUCUGGCCACUCUUCCGUAAAGCCCAGCUCUGUGGAGUGUACGGCUUAGAGUGGUCCUAUGGACAGAUACUCCAAUCUCCGCUGUGGAGCUUGCAGCUCCUUCAGGGUUAUCUUUGGUCUCUUUGUUAACUCUCUGAUUAAUGCCAUCCUUGCCUGGUCCGUGAGUUUUGUUGGGCGGCCCUCUCUAGGCAGGUUUGUUGUGGUGCCAUUUUCUUUUCAUUUUUUAACAAUGGAUUUAAUGGUGCUCCGUGGGAUGUUUAAAGUUUCAGAUAUUUUUUUACAACCCAACCCUGAUCUGUACUUCUCCACAACUUUGUCCCUGGCCUGUUUGGAGAGCUCCUUGGUCUUCAUGGUGCCGCUUGCUUGGUGGUGCCCCUUGCUUAGUUGUGUUGCAGACUCUGGGGCCUUUCAGAACAGGUGUAUAUCCACACAGGUGGACUUUAUUUAACUCAUUAUGUGACUUCUGAAGGUACUUGGUUGCACCAGAUCUUAUUUAGGAGCUUCAUAGCAAAGGGGGUGAAUACAUAUGCACGCACCACUUUUCCGUGAUUAAUUUUUUGGAAUUCUUUGAAACAAGUUAUUUUUUUCAUUUCACUUCACCAAUUUGGACUAUUUUGUGUAUGUUCAUUACAUGAAAUCCAAAUCGAAAUCCAUUUAAAUUACAGGUUGUAAUGCAACAAAAUAGGAAAAACGCCAAGGGGGAUGAAUACUUUUGCAAGGCACUGUAUAUAUCAUAUAUGAGCAGUCAGGAAUAUGUUUAAUAUCAAGCAAUUAUUCCUUUAUUUUUUGGGAAGAUUCUUUAACAGUAACAGAUUGUAAAGCAUCUGUCGGGAUGCACCUAGUUUAAUGACAGCCAAUUUACAAACACAAUAUUUGUAUCACUCCACUGAGCUGCAUAAAGGUAAAAAAGCAUCUUGCUGCUGCGAUUCACGCUUUAACGGGGACAUUCAGCAAAGGCCAAUAAAGUGUAAUUGUGUGAACAGAGAGACGUAAUAAGCGGAGCAUUUUCACCACCCACUCUCUUUGCAAGCAGGUUGCCUGGUGUUCAGCUGAGAAGUCUCAAAUGGAAAUUAUACUGAGCUACAACAACAAUGUAGCCUACUGUUCAUAUGUAUUCACAGCAUAUAUUUAAACAGUAAAUAUAACAACAGCAUGAGUUGUUUUAAACUAUAUCUGUUUAAUUAAUUAAUGUGACCAAAAUAGCACAGUACAUCCACGUCACUUUGUCUCUGCUCAGUCCGAGGGAGAACAUGGUGAGUGAAUGCAGGUGAAUGGAUGUAAUCUCCUAUCAGGUUUAGAUCCUCAGUGAGUUGUCAACAGGUGGAGCAGAACCAGAGACCAGUAGAUUGAAUGAGUCAAAACUAAAUAUAACUCAAACCCAUACAAACUGCACAAAACAGGCUACAUUACAUUAUACUCACACUGCCAGUUUCCUGUGUUGGGAGGGCUCCUCAUAUCCACACCUAGUCUUUACCAAGACAUUUGAGAACACUAAAGCCCUCAUUUGUGUAUUUCAAUUGUAUGCUGCAUAUUUUCAGGGCAGAGUAUUCAAUUAUAUAGUGAGGAAAGGUUGAUUUUAUGAUCAGGGGUCUUGGGCUGUUAUAAGGCACAAUCAAUAAAACAAAAUGAUCACAUAACUGGAACAGAAUUAUGAAUAAUAAAACACAAGGUUAAUAAUGUCAGUACUUAUUAUUUCUUAGCUUGUCUCAGUAUACAGCUAGUAAAAUGUGCAUCUGGUUGGUUGGCUCUUUGGUCUGGAAGCUAGCAAGAUUGAAAAUGACACUAUGGUUCUGCCAAAUAUUAGGUUUACAAAGGCUAACAGAUGACAGUCAAUUCCCAGCUAUCACAUAACGUUCUGAGAACCAUAUGUUUCUUAGAUCUUGGUGAGAGUGUGGUUGCCCUAUGGUUAUUUUGCAUACAACCUUCCCACAACAUUCUGGGAAUGGUGCAGGAUACCCAGCUAGCACAUAACAUUCUGAAAACCAUAUCGUUUCGUAGGUGGGAAUUACAGUACAUCAGCAUAAUGUUUUCUGCAGGUUUCCUCAUGGUUCUAUUUAAAGUCAUGUUCUCAGAACAUUAAAUAAUAAUAUAAUAUGCCAUUUAGCAGACGCUUUUAUCCAAAGCGACUUACAGUCAUGCGUGCAUACAUUUUUGUGUAUGGGUGGUCCCGGGGAUCGAACCCACUACCUUGGCGUUACAAGCGCUGUGCUCUACCAGCUGAGCUACAGAGGACCCAUUAAGAAAACUUUCCAUAAAAAACACAAGAAAACAUUAGUAAGGUUCAAAGAAAGUUCUAAGAAUGCUAUUUAAAAACAUAUACAUUUUGUUCUCAGUGUCAACAACUCUCUCUAUCCUCUAUCUUGUUAAGUGUGUUCAGGAGUGUGGGUCGCGCCCACUAAUUGGCCACAUCUGCACUUAAUGAGUGCUUGUUUCCUUUGAAAUGAGGUCUGUUUGAAUAGACUAAAAUGAACAGCUUCGUAUGAGUUUUUGAAAAAACAUGGCACACUAGCUGCAUCCUGGUAGUGCAGUGGACUAAUUCAAUGGAUAGACAACAGAAGAUCAUAGGUUUGAAUCGCACUGACACAAAAUACAUGUGUUUCCAUGAUUAAAACCUAAGAAAAUGAAUUUCCAUCAGUGGAGGCUCCUCAGAGGAGGAAGGGGAGGACCAUCCUCCUCAGUGAAUUUCAUAAAAAUAGUGGAACAUUAAAAAACGUAUCCUUUUUAGAUAAAACUAUACUAAAUAUAUUCACCAAAUAAUUGAAAUAAAACACACUGCUUUGCAAUGAAGGUCUACAGUAGCCUCAACAGCACUCUGUAGGGUAGCACCAUGGUGUAGCCGGAAGACAGCUAGUUUCUGUCUUCCAUUGACUUCAAUAUAAAACCUAGGAGGCUCAUGAAUCUAGUACUGAAAGCAUAAGCUACAGCUAGCUAGCACUGCAGUGCAUAGAAUGUGGUGAGUAGUUGACUCAAAUUAAUUUCUUUAAAAUGAAGGAGAAGCAAGAGAGAGCGAGCUAGCUAGCUAUAUUUCAUAGUAUUUUUUUUUCACUUUCACUUAGCUAGCUACUUAGCUAGCGAAUGCAGCUAGCUAGUUUAGCCUACUCAGAAACCCGGCUCAAACAGAGAAGGAUGCCAUGUUAGCUAGCUGGCUAUGGUUAUCCAACACUGGAACUUUUCCAAGUCAAGGUAAGCUUUUGGUUUUAUUCAAUUAUUGCCACCGGGGCCCGCCAGUGUAACUGCUAAACUGUUUGCUGACUGUACACUGUACUAAAUGAAUGUAGUGGAUUUACUAACGAUUUAGUUCUUGUAGCUAUGUUGACUAUAACGUUAGCUAAUAUGGUGACAACGAUGUAGACUGUGUGUAGCGGUUAGCGGUUAUGAUAUGAAGGUUUGGCUUUGAAAGGUUUUUUAGCCUGGUCACAGACAGCUGAUGUGUUGUGUACUGAAGUACACAAGCGAAGGGAAAAAGUGAGAGGAGGAGAGCACAUCUACCCAGAUGUAAGAAAGAAUUAACGAGCAAAGUGAUCAUGCUGUUUGUAUGUGGCUGCUAUGAAAGUGAACUGUGUUUGCAUGUGAUCGGGGGUGUAGUCAUUCCACCUAAUCUGUUGAAAAACGUUUCUUAAACAGAAGCAAACAGAACGAAACUGGGAUAAACAUAUUUGUAUUUGUUUGCAACUGUUGGACUAAUGAUUACACCCUGGAUCAGCUAAAUGCAGGCAAGAGCGUGCAAGGCGUUAUUGAAUGUAUCACUGUCUGUCACCUUGAUUAUUCAAAUGUUUCUCUUGACCUGUGCAUUUAUGUUGUAAACUUAAAUUCAUAGGCUAGGUUGUAGCAACCUCAUGAUGGGUUUAGGGGAAUAUUUAGUAUCAUGUAACCUAAACCUAUCGAUGUUACAUUUAGCUGGGUGAAUGGAAUAUGAAUGAAAGUCAUCCAAUAUGCUGUAAUAGAAAUAAGGCCAUGCUCAUAAAAAAAAGUAUUGUCCUCCCUCAUCUUAAACGGCAUCGACCUUCACUGAUUUCCAUGUGUCCUAUCUGUGCUUGGAGUUCAAAACAGUUAACCUAAGCUAGCUGUGUUAUUAAAAGUCUUAUUGAAACAUGUUCUCAGAACAUUAUUUAAUUACCUUCAAAUAACCUAUAAUUUCCAUUGUCAGAACGUUAAUAAAAACCUCCCAGGCUACAUUUUCACUUCCAUUCUCAGAACGUGUUAAAAAACAUUCUGUUUUACCAGUCAGGGAACUUAUAGGGAAAUCUUAAAAUGUUCCUACAUAAUAUUCAUCAUCCCCAGAACCACCCCAACUCAACAUAUUGCACAAAUUGUCAUCAUUAACCAAUUAGUAGACAUUGCCUACUCAUAAUUAGUAAGAAAUCACACAAUGAUGUCAUUGGAAACACUUAUCUUCCUCUAUCUUUUUUUACUACAAAACAUAGAAAACACACAAUUUUCACAUAUGUUGAUGUUGGGGUGGUGCUGGAGAUGAUAAAUAUGAAGUUGACAUUUUUUUAAAUUUCCCUUUAAGCCUUUUUUUCUAGAUCCAAUGGGAAGCCAAAAACGUACAUUUCCACAUUUUUUUCUCUAAGGAACCAAAUGUGCUAGCUGGGUUUCCUCUCACAGAAAGCUGCUGCAGACUGAAUGUUAAAGUUGGAUGAGCUCCUAUAGGGACCUAUGGACCGCUGGUCAGGAGUGGACAUGACAUCUCUCACAAAGAGGCUUAUAGGUCCACAGUGAAGACUUAUGCUCCUUAGAGUGACACCCUGUCAGGUUAAUUGUCCAUGAGGUUGCUCUGAGAUGAGAGAGCACUGACCCCCAGCGUGACUCCUGGCUUUAAUGGCAACAUCUUCUGCUGUGGAGGAGGGCCAGUGUCAAGGUUAUGGGCUUAAUCUGGACAGGCCAGUCACAGGUUGAUUAUUCUCUCUCUCUCUCUCUCUCUCUCUCUCUCUCUCUCUCUCUCUCUCUCUCUCUCUUCUCUCUCUCUUCUCUCUCCUCUCUCUCUCUCUCUCUCUCUCUCUCUCUCUCUGUGUCAAAGGCUUUUAUUGACAAUUACAUUAAGUUUAUGCAAAGAGUCAAUAUUUGCAGUGUUGACCCUUCUUUUUCAAGACCUCUGCAAUCCACCCUGGCAUGCUGUCAAUUAACUUCUGGGCCACAUCCUGACUGAUGGCAGCCCAUUCUUGCAUAAUCAAUGCUUUAUGGGUUUUUGUUUGUCCACCCGCCUCUUGAGGAUCGACCACAAGUUCUCAAUGGAAUUAAGGUCUGGGGAGUUUCCUGGCCAUGGACCCCAAAUUUUGAUGUUUUGUUCCCUGAGCCACUUAGUUAUCACUUUUGCCUUAUGGCAAGGUGCUCCAUCAUGCUGGAAAACGCUUUGGGAGACGGUCCUGGCGCUUACUGGACUUUCUUGGGCGCCCUGACGCCUUCUUCACAACAAUUGAACCUCUCUCCUUGAAGUUCUUGAUGAUCCGAUAAAUGGUUGAUUUAGGUACAAUCUUACUAGCAGCAAUAUCCUUGCCUGUGAAGCCCUUUUUGUGCAAAGCAAUGGUGACAGCACGUGUUUCCUUGCAGGUAACCAUGGUUAACAGAGGAAGAACAAUGAUUUCAAGCACCACCCUCCUUUUAAAGCUUCCAGUCUGUUAUUCUAACUCAAUCAGCAUGACAGAAUGAUCUCCAGCCUUGUCCUCGUCAACACUCUCACCUGUGUUUAAGAGAGAAUCACUGACAUGAUGGCAGCUUUUCCUUUUGUGGCAGGGCUGAAAUGUAGUGGAAAUGUUUUUUGGGUAUUAAGUUCAUUUUCAUGGCAAAGAGGGACUUUGCAAUUAAUUGCAAUUCAUCUGAUCACUCUUCAUGACAUUCUGGAGUAUAUGCAAAUUGCCAUCAUCAAAACUGAGGCAGCAGACUUUGUGAAAAUUAGUAUUUGUGUCAUUCUCAAAACGUUUGACCAGGACUGUAUAUGCACAUAUGACCUUCAGGAACAAAGCUCUCAUCUGAACGGGAGUUUGAGGGAUGCUUUUAUGCAUUCUACAGGUUAGCCACUAAUAGGCGAUAUGCACAGGCGAGCAUGACGUAUUUCCGGUUAAAUCUCAGGAUGGAUGUAAACUUCCGGUUAUCGUAGAAUGCUGUGCUACCGUAUGCUAGCGUUGAAUGCUUGUCGUCAAAAACAUCCGAAACUGUUAAUUUUUGUUGUUGUUGUUGUUUAUCUUAAUGUUUAUGUUAAUGUUUUUACUUGUAAUACUUCGUCUUGACUUAUAACACGAUGACAGCUCUUCCAGCUCACCACUGUAGCCCUUGUAAAGUGUAGAUCUGGAAUAACAAUAUCAGGAAAAGUAAAGGGUUCACUAGGAAAUACACCAGAAUCUAACAGCGAUUAAUAACAUUUAUUUCGCAACACAUUGUAGUCUGCCUAUUUAAUUGGACUCUGCAUACCUAAUUCCUCUUGCUGGAGUAGCAUCUGGUUUGGGCUUCACUACAACCAUGACAUCCACAGGUCCUGGCUUCACUCCCUAUUUAUUUAUGAGAUGGUAUUAGGAGAGAUGCUAGUAUGCAUGUGACACAACUGUCUGGUAUUGAAAUGAUACAAACCAUUGUUCGUGGUUUAUGCCACUUCUGCUAUGUUUCACUGCACGAAAGUACAGGACAGACGACAGACAUGCCACAUUCAGAGUAAUGGGCAGUCUGAUAUAGUAAUGCAACCAAAUGAUUACAUAUCCCACACCCAGCCACACAGGAACAGUAGCUUUUAACAAGCACAACUGGCUGUGAAUCACGCAAUGUUAUCUGAAAUACACAGAAGCAUAAUUUGGGUUUUGAAAGGGGUUUUGAAAGACGAGGGUCUACAGCAGCAGGAGCAAAACUUGUUCUUUCUACUUUUUACUGGUGUAAGCAACUUAUCUACUGUCUCCUGUCACUUUUGUGCUUUCUGCAUCACUUUCCUACUGUCUUGCACCACUUGGCUAUACUGUCUCCCACCACUUACCUAUUGUCUUGUGCCAUUUACCUAACCUCAAACAGUAUUGGCAGAGCAGUAGGUGAGUGGUGCAACAUUGUAGCCUAGUACCAAUAACAACAGUAGAGUGAAGGUUUUGCUCCUAAUUCCUCUUGAAAAGUAGAAACAUCAAGUACAAAAGCAAGGAAGUUGGGCCAUAUGUUUAUAAAGAACUGAGUAAAGAUGACAGGACAGUUUUGAGUAGAACAUCAGCAGUUUGAAGAAUAGCUGAGUGGAAUAUGUUACUGUCAUUGCAGUCAUCAAGUCAAAUUUGGUUACAACAGACCCAACAACAAAGCAUGGCAAUUCCCACUCAGCUACCAUGGUCUGUAUUAGGCUACCACUGUUCAGCUAUCAUGAAAACCCCUAAAGUUCUAAAGUGUUCUCUUAGCAAUGGCAAUCAAAGCUGUGGUAACAUGAAACGAGUAAAACAUGUGUUGAACGGAACCUUGAACAAGUUCAACAGAACUUUGAACGUGUCACUUAAUCUAGUCCUACUCUCAGCUGGUGUGGUGGCUUUAGUUUCUUCAUUGAGCGGGAGCAGUGGGCUCUCACAGAGAUCUCAUUUGUAGCCCUGUUUUUACCUGAUACUUUCAUAAAAGUACAAACACAUGAAGUGAGAGGUAUAUACACAUGAUUCAACUUUAUUUAAAGCAUGAUUAACCUGAAGCAGGAUGGAGUCAUGACUUAAAAUGAGAUGGUAUUAGGAGGCAGGUAGCUUAGUGGGUAAGAGCGUUGUGCCAGUAUCCGAAAGGUCGCUGGUUCUAAUCCCCGUGCUGACUAGGUGAAAAAUCUGUCAAUGUGCCCUUAAGCAAGGCACUUAACCCUAAUUGCUCCUGUAAGUCGCUCUGGAUAAGAGCGUCUGCUAAAUGACUAAAAUGUUAAAACACCAAAGCAAGGCUUCUAGCUCAGGCUAGCUAGCGUUAGCAUAUUACCUUCAAAGUUGCAAAGAAAAUAAGAAAUGUGAAGCCUUUAUCCAGUUUGCUACGUGGUGUCGUACUGGAUGUCUGGACGACCCUCCAUAUAUCAUUAACAUAUACUUUAGGCAACUCCAGCAAACACCUUGUAAACUUCAUCUCUGACAUCAUAACGGUCUACUGUCACUGUCUAAUGUUUUUUUCCGGUAACCGGAAAUGCCCAAGCAUCCUUACGCCAAUGCGGAAGUGAUGCAUGCAUAGAGCCUAUUACAGUGCCACAGGAAACACUGACGAAAACCUUGGUCCUCCCCAUGCACAUGUAUUUUUGUCUGAACUAUCCUUAGAAUUGCCAUUGCUGGCGUCAAUCUGUAGAUACAUGCUGCCACUCAUGGAUAGGGCUAUAACGUCAUCUAGUGUGCAGAAAUGAUUCUGCAUUUUGCUGUUAUUCCUUUUUUUGCAACCGUGUUACAUCAGGCCAUUUUUGUCCUUCGUAGGUUCCCGUCAUUAACCCCACGUAAGAGCGCAUGUGCACAUUGAAAGGUGAAGCGGAUAGAUAGCAAGCGAGCUAACGUUAGGUCAAGGAUAAACACAGAUAAUAACUAUUGAUAUUUUCAACGUAUUUGAUUGAUUUAUGCUUGCAAGAAGGGGAUAUUCUUCAACGUAUUCAUUUAAGGUAAUAUCUUACAUUUAUGUUGUCAGAACCUAACAACUAAUAUAAAUCGGCUAGCUGUGUGGUCUUGCACCGCAGUAAAUUUGUUUUUACUUUCGAUAUUCGGAGUUCGCUCGUCAAUAGCUCUCCGACGGAAGGUCCUAGGAUGAUGAUAGGGAUAUAUCGAGAAUCAGAUGAUGGUAGGGGGCAAGGUACACCCGUUGUUGUUGUUGUUUUUAUAAUCGAUGGUUGAACACCUUCCUUAACAGAGCAGAAAAGGAGGCAUUAUGCUGAUUUCUGGUGUUCAUGUGGUUUAGGGACCGUGGUGAUAUUGGUGAUUGAAGUGUAAUAUUGGUGAUUGAAUGUAAACAAAGUAGACAUUUUUGCAUUCCCAUUCAGGAGGGUUAGCCCUAUAUGAAAAUUACACACUGCAUAGGGCCUCCAGUCACUAACGGGCCCAAUAUUUUUAUUAGUUACCUCUAACUACUAAGGGUCCUAUAUUUGACCCAUUUACAAGGAUACUUUUCCAAAUCUUCCUCUCCAGGUGAAAUUGAGAUUUAAAACCACAAUGUGAAGUCACUGACCCCCCCAUUCAUUAGAAUUCCAGUUCACCACAAUAUUUCCUGAUAUUUUCAAUAGCUCCCUGUCCCUAUGAGUUACAGAUGUACAGACAAGUGUGUUGGGUUCCUUGACCACUCUUAUCAAAAUAUUCAUUUAUAAUCAGGGAACUUUAAAAUGGGAAUUCUUAUUGGUGCAUCAUAGAUUUUCGCUCUCUAGGUCAUGCAAGUAGGUUAUUUAUUUGAGCUCGUAUUUUGACAUAAAAUCCAUUAAAAAUAAAUAAGUUAACAUUUUAAAAUGUAAUUGUUGUGGGGGGAAAACUAAAAGAACGUUUUUCUGUGAACACCAGGUUUGGCUGAUUGCACUUUUAAGACUGUCCCUUAGCAGCCAGCACAUAAUACUGUUAGCAGUUGAUGUUAUUCUUCAAUAACACAGACCCCAAAGCAAAUCAGGGGGAGAAAAUAUAUUCAUUCAAAGCGAAUACAUUAUAGUUCUUAUGCUUGAAAGUAGAUGGUAGAUGUUCAUUCUUCCCUGUUCUCAAUGUUUCUCAACAGAACAAAGAGAGGAUGUAGUUUAUAGCCUCAAGCCUAGCAUGUGGCUGAACAAUUAGAAUUCCUUGCAAUACAAUUGGGCUACCAAACCCCCAAGUAUCCUGUUUCAGGAUCAAUGUAUAGACCAUUUGGACCAAUGAAAACUUGCCACAUGUAGCUAUGAAUCAAAACAACUAUUUCCAUUAAUUGUUAAUUCCCUCUUGACCGCCAGUCCUCUUGACCACUAGUCGUCUGCGUUGUGUAUAUUUAUCUUCGAAUAUUCUUACAAUACCAAUGUAAAGUCACUUUUUGUAAACAAAACGGAGGGGGGAAAAGGCUGUACCUUGCGCUCUAUUGUCAUCUGAUUCUAGAUAUAUCACCUUAAUCAUCCUAGAGCGCUCUGUCAGAGGUAUUGACGAGCUAACUCCAAAUAUCAAACCAAUAUCGAAACUGAAAACAAAUUUGCUGCAGUUUUGCGAGCAGGGGUGUAUUCAUUAGUCAAAUUCUGUUACAAAACGUUUGGGCUGUUGGGAAAUGUGACUGGAAGAAGUUGGAAGGAACCCCGUGGACUUCACUCCACUUUAGAGCAUGGAAGAAUUGAUCAUUUAUAGAUGUGCAGCUUGUGCCAAACACUUCAGACUAUUCUGAUUGGAAUGGUAAGGAAAUCAUACUGUACUUACUGUCUUUGCCAGUAAAAUGAACUACAAUUUCCAUUUAAGAACCCAACAGCUUUUACGUCAUGUUGAAGAGCGUUUGGAGUAAACGGAAAGUGGAGUAAAAAGUGAGAGCUGUGGUGUAUUCAUUGGUCAGAAUUCGACCAAUGAAUACACCACAGCUCUCACUUUUUGGUUAGCUAACAUUAGCUGGCUAGCUAGCUAACAUUCCCUACAGUCCUGCUGUACCCUGUUAUGUAGUGUUGUGGCAGCUAUCUCGUCUGAAAUAGUUGUCGUCAAUGAGCACAAUAAGUGACAGUACUACGGGGUAAGGUAGCUACAGGAUAUUCUGAAUUGUGUGAUUCCAAUUAUUUGUAGCAAGCUAGUUAGCCUGUUGACAGUCAACUGCUGUUUGUUUUUAGCUAUUUAGCUUGAUGAUAAUCAGUUUAUGCACCUACUUUCAGUGUUGUGUGUCUAGUUUAUGCAGUUGGUUAAUUUAUUACUUUGUCUUUUGCAGUUUUGCAAGUGGAUAACAGAAGAGAGGGAGAGGCCCAACAGGAUGGCCAGUGUAAGUCCAUUUGACAUAGACUUCCAGAUUUGAUCAGAAUCCAAUCUCACACACACACUUAAUGCUUGUGUGUGUCCAGGUGGUGAUGUUCUUUCUCUGUUCCUCAGGUGCUCUGUAGCAGAGCCAGGCUGGUGACUUACCUGCCAGGGCUUCAUGUACUGGUCCGGCGGAUUGCUGGAACCAACCAGAGAACAUUCUCUGGUGCUGGAUCAUCUGGCUCUGAUGAGCCUCGUGUAGCCAUCACACCCCCUGACCUUGGUAAGUGCAGACCUCUAAUCACAAUGAUGAUACUGUACUUGCCUGAAUGUGAACGUCAUAUACCAACUGUCUGUUAUUCAGAAGGUAAGUGAAUCAAUCGGCUCAAUAAUUGGAUCAACUUGUUAAAUUAUGUCUCAUUGUCAGGACCCAGGACAGUUUGGCCAGAUGAUACUAUGGGUCCGUUCGGGCCUCAGGACCAACGCUUCCAGCUGCCAGGUAACUCAGGCUUCGACUGCCACCUGGAAGGAACAGCAGAACAGAAAAUUAAAGGCCCAGUCCACCGGACAGUCCCCGACGUGCUCUCUGCUCCCUCCAGCAGCGAGAGGCAUGAGUUCAUCCUUGCCCAAUUUGUCGGCGAGUUCCAAGUAAGUGUGGUUUGGUUUCACAUUUGACAUACGUUUAUUCUGGUGAUAAUGAAGCAUAUGCAUAUUAUGCAGCAUAAUAUUUGGGGAUGUUUUUGGUUUUUCUGAGCAACGUUCCAUGAUUGUUUGUCUUAGGGGAACGAGGCCGAUCCCCCGGAACAAAGAGUCAACAGAGCAGAACAGUACUUUGAUAACUCCAAUGUAGAGUGUGCAAUACAGUCUUGCCCUGAGCUGCUGAAGAAAGGUACAUUUAUGAUUGUUUUCCUUUCACCAGCAGAUAUAGCCCUAUGUGAGCAGUCUUACUUUCUGUAAAAAUGCACAACAAACAGUGCAUUCGGAAAGUAUUCAGACCCCUUCCCCUUUUCCAAAUUUUGUUAAGUUACAGCCUUCUUCUAAAAUGGAUUAAAUACAUGUUUUUCCUCAUCAAUCUACACAUGUAUUACAAAUAAAAAACAGAUACCUUAUUUAUAUAAGUAUUCAGACCCUUUGCUAUGAGACUUGAAAUUGAGCUCAGGUGCGUCCUGUUUCCAUUGAUCAUCCUUGAUGUUUCUACAACUUGAUUGGAGUCCACCUGUGGUAAAUUCAAUUGAUUUGACAUGAUAUGGAAAGGCACACUCCUGUCUAUAUAAGGUCCCACAGUUGACAGUGCAUGUCAGAGCAAAAACCUAGCCAUGAGGUCCAAGGAAUUGUCCGUAGAGCUCCGAGACAGGAUUGUAUUGAGGCACAGAUCUGGGGAAGUGUACCAAAAAAUAUCUGUAGCAUUGAAGGUCCCCAUGAACACAGUGGCCUCCAUAAUUCUUAAAUGGAAGCAGUUUGGACCCACCAAGAAUCUUCCUAGAGCUGGCCGCCCGGCCAAACUGAGCAAUCGGGGGAGAAGGGCCUUAGUCAGGGAGGUGACCAAGAACCCGAUGGUCACUCUGACAGAGCUCCAGAGUUUAUUUGUGGAGAUGGGAGAACCUUCCAAAAGUACAGCCAUCUUUGCAGCACUCCACCAAUCAGGCCUUUACGGUAGAGUGGCCAAACGGAAGCCACUCCUCAGUAAAAGGCACAUGACAGCCCGCUAGGAGUUUGCCAAAAGGCACCUAAAUGACUCUCAGACCAUGAGAAACAUGGUCUGAUGAAACCAAGAUUGAACUCUUUGGCCUAAAUGCCAAGCAUCACGUCUGGAGGAAACCUGGCACCAUCCCUACGGUGAAGCAUGGUGGUGGCAGCAUCAUGCUGUGGGGAUGUUUUUCAGCGGCAGGGACUGGGAGACUAGUCAGGAUAAAGGGAAAGAUGAACGGCGAGAUCCUUGAUGAAAACCUGCUCAGGACUUCAGACUGAGCCGAAGGUUCACCUUCCAACAGGACAACGACCCUAAGCACACAGCCAAGACAACGCAGGAGUGGCUUUGGGACAAGUCUCUGAAUGUCCUAGAGUGGCCCAGCCAGAGCCUGGACUUGAACCCGAUCGAACAUCUCUGGAGAGAAGAAAAUAGCUGUGUAGUGACGCUCCCCAUCCAACCUGACAGAGCUUGAGAGGAUCUGAAGAGAAGAAUGGGAGAAACUCCCCAAAUACAGGUGUGCCAAGCUUGUAGCGUCAUACUCAAGAAGCCGCGAGGCUGUAAUCGCUGCCAAAGGUGCUUCAACAAAGUACUGAGUAAAGGAUCUGACUACUUUUUUAGCAAAAUUUCUAAAACCCAGUUUUUGCUUUGUCAUUAUGGGGUAUUGUGUGUAGAUUGAUGAGGGGAAAAUACUAUUUAAUCCAUUUUAGAAUAAGGCUGUAACGUAACAAAAUGUCGAAAAAGUCAAGGGGUCUGAAUACUUUCCGAAGACACUGUUUGUAAAAUAAGACACUGAUCAUGCUACACACAUUUUCUGUUAUACUUUCAAACUUGUUGAUAUACUGUGUCUGUGUAUAUUAUGUCCACAUCUUAAAUGGGGAAUGGAUAAGGAAAAAGAGGACAAAGCACUAACCUAUUCACGUGUUUGUGAGAUUUAUAUUGAGAUUUUACAUGCAUCCAGUAGAGGGGGCUCAAACACUAAAGGAACGUACAUACUGUAUGAGCAUAAUAACUCUAUUGGUGUGAUGGUCAUGUUCGUUUUUGACCAUGCAUGUUCUCCCCAUGUGUUUGCAGAUUUUGAGUCAAUGUUCCCUGAGGCCCCUAACAAUGGCAUGACUGUUGUCACGGUGACCCAGAAGACGCAGAAUGACAUGACAGCGUGGUGUGAGGAGGUGGACAAAGAGAGGGAGUUGAUGCUAGACAAAGUGAGUUGGUGUCACAACACAGUGGGUAGUUUUACACAUAACAUAUGAACAACAGUAACCGUCUAUCAGAACUACUGAAGAUAAUACUGACACUUUUACUGUCUGAAAUAGUAGGGAGUUAUCAGUUGCUAGUAUAUGGCAAACACAUGUAUAUGCUAACCCAAUCUGUGUUUUCCUCUGAGAACUACAUUUUAAGGAAUUUAAAGGAUUAAACUGUACAUAGUCUUUCAGACUCAAUGCCUCUAAGUAUUAGCAAGUACCUAUUUGUAGCAAGUACUCUUUUGUUUAUGAUAAUGGGAUUGUGCAUUACAUAUUCCCAAUCUCAGCAUUACAAUAGAAGACUUCUGUUAGUAGUCUGAGUGUGUGAGACGGCAGUGCGUGUUAGAGCAGGGCUUGCUUGUGACAGUGUGUGUUAUUCACCGUCUGAUUAACAUGCCCUUGGUUGAGAAUCGGUCUAAUUGUGCUGCUGACCCCCUUGACUGCACUCAUUUACUAGACACUGACACACACCCUCAUCUCCUCUCCCGUCCCAGCAAUAGGCUAGAUCUCUACAACAGCACUUGUUGCCAUCUUACAUGGUGAUAUGAUUACCAAUAACAAUCUGUUUGAACAGAUGGUCUCUUGUAUCUGUAAAAAAUAUAUAUAUACAUAUAGCAAGCAGGUCAUGCAUGUACCGCACAUGUUUGUAGUUCACAACAUACAAUCAGAAUGUUGGGCACUAUCUCGCAUGUUUGUAACAGUACAAAAUCGGAAUGCUUGAAACUAACAUAGAAAUCGAAUCGAUUGUCGAAGGUAAAUUUGUUGUUGCAUUGUUCUCUUGUUGCAGUUUGUUGCCGGUGCCAAGGAAAUCUGUUAUGCCCUGAGGACAGAAGGCUUCUGGGCUGACUUCAUAGACCCAUCCUCAGGCCUGGCAGUAAGAAGUGACUAAAAUGGCUGCUUAAGGAUUAGCACUAUGCUACAUAAAUAGUUGUCACAUAUAAUAUUUUAUGAACAAUACAUACAGUUGUAAGACAGGGGUGGCAGUUGUGUGGUCUUCUUGACGAUUGAAAUUGAUUAUAUUUGUUCAACUUAAAUCUUUCAAACAAAAACAAGCAGUAUUCAGAUCUUUUCCCAUGUGUUUGUUUCUUCCAGUUCUUUGGGUCGUACACCAACAACACACUGUUUGAGACAGACGAGAGGUACCGUAACCUGGGCUUCAGCAUCGAGGACCUGGGCUGCUGCAAAGUCAUCCGCCACACAUUGUGGGGAACACAUGUUUUCGUGGGGACAGUUUUCACUAACGCACCUCCCCAAAGCCUUAUCAUGAAGAAGCUGCAAGGGAACUAAACCUGAAUGAUGGGAGAGUGUCUGGAAUGUGGUUGCUAUUAAACCUUGACGUGUCAAGGCUCUUUACACAGGCCUCAACUACUAUUCGCUGUUUCUUUGUCGUUCACAUUUGUAUAGAAACCCUCAAUAGUAGUAUGGUGCACCGAUAUUGUGAAUACCAACCACCAUGGUCCCUGACAGUUUUACCAUUAGAGUAUAUUUAUUUUCACCUCUGUCUGUACCCAGACAGUGUUUUUUCCAUUAGUGUAUUGUGGUUGAAGGCCUGAUUGAAAAGGGUCUCUCUUGCAAAAUAGAUUUUAUCUCAAUGAGAUUUAUCUGUAAAAAAUAAAGGUUAAAUUGAAUGGGAAAUAGAAGGUGGAGGAAAAAUCCACUCAACUUAUCUUUGGGUAUUAUUUUCAUGAUACUGUGGAAAGUUUGCUUCUUCAAAGUCCAAUGUCUUGAGAACUUUACUGCUGAUUUACAAAACUUUUUGGGACCGUAUUAACAGUGGACUAAUAAGUAAAUGUGUAUAGUUUGAGUGGAUUUCCCCGUUAAGGGUGGAUUGACUCUGCCCAGGUGAGAUUUUCAUUGAUAAACCCCAAUUUUUAUCAAAAGGUAAGAAUGAGCUUUUCUGAUGUCAUGCGGUUAUUCUCAAGAGCUCUUAUUUGAUCCGUGUUGCCUUCAGAAUAGAGACCUCAUGUCUUGUUCACACGUCCUGAGAUCCAGUUAACCAUUGAAUCCUUGAAUAUUGUACUUGUGACAGUAAUCAAUGCACUUGUCUAGAAGAAAGAGGGGCAGCACUUGUCUCUCUCCUUCACUUUAGAAGAUGAACUGUUUUUAAAAGGGUCUGUGAUUCUUGUGGCAGCUUUUGUCCUGAGGUCCACACAUUAAAUGCAAUAAAACACAUCACCUUGUCAGUGGUCAGUUCAUUCUGGGUGAAGGGAAGCAGGCAUUGUUGAAGUGACCUUCAUAUAAAUUGGUGUUGUGAGGGGAGAUAUGAAAUAAACAUUAAAAGAAAAGAA